Messenger RNA from Neltuma alba, 4135 nucleotides. RefSeq names its product putative disease resistance protein At3g14460. Gene Ontology annotation, molecular function: protein binding; ADP binding. Bases 260 to 3412 code for a protein of 1050 amino acids. The transcript has 3 exons. NCBI's taxonomy places the organism in Eukaryota, Viridiplantae, Streptophyta, Magnoliopsida, Fabales, Fabaceae. The record is from RefSeq and is a predicted model, not a curated record.
AUUUGAGAAGGAAAUUGAAUCCAGAACCAAAAAUGUCCUUGAAAAUCUAGAAUAUCUUGCAUCUCAAAGACAUAUAUUAAGAUUGAAUGAACGUGAUAGUGGUGCUGGAUUGAGAAGUGUUAUAGCAGAUAGAUUGCCAACUACAUCUUUAGUGAAUCCACAUGGAACAUACGGCAGAGAUGACGAAAAAAAUACCAUCAUUGAAUGGCUGCUGUCAGAAAAGUAUAAGAACCAAUUAUCUGUUAUUUCUAUCGUGGGUAUGGGUGGUCUGGGUAAAACUACUCUUGCCCAGCUGGCAUACAAUGAUAGCAGGGUGAUGGAUAGAUUCAACCUCAAAACAUGGGUAUGUGUCUCUGAUGAGUUCGAUGUGUUGAGGGUAACCAGGACAAUUUAUGAGACAAUCACUGGAUCAAAGGAUGAUACCAAUGAUUUUAAUAUGCUUCAAAUUAAAUUGAAACAACAACUAACCCAAAAGAGAUUUCUCCUUGUAUUAGACGACGUAUGGAAUGAAGAUUGUCUGCGAUGGGAGGCCUUGCAGUUACCAUUCAAUCAUGGGGCUCUAGGAAGCAAAAUUCUUCUUACCACUCGCAGUGGAAAAGUUGCUUCAACCAUGCGUUCCGCUAAGAUACUGUCAUUGAAGCCCUUAUCAGAAGGAGAUAGUUGGUCAUUAUUUAGCAAAUAUGCCUUCCAUGACGGAAAUGUUCUUUAUUCAAACACUGACCUUGAAGAAAUUGGUAGAAAAAUCAGUAAAAAAUGCAAAGGGUUGCCUUUAGCUCUUAAAGCCAUUGGGAGUCUCUUAUACACAGAAUUAUCUCAUGAGCAAUGGAAUGGCAUUUUGAAAAGUGAGAUAUGGGAGGAAAAAAGCAAUAGCAAAAUUCUCCCUGCUUUGAGAUUGAGUUAUUGCCACCUCCCCAAUCAUCUCAAAAGAUGCUUUGCUUAUUGUUCAAUAUUUCCCAAGGAUUAUGAUUUUGAUAAGGAGCAUUUAAUUCAAUUGUGGAUGGCGGAAAAUUUUCUGACUUGUGCUCAUCAAAGCAAAGACGAGAGAGAAGUGGGAGAACAAUUCUUUCAUGACCUAUUGUUGAGGUCACUGUUUCAAUCAUCAGCAGUAGAUGAAACACGUUUUAUCAUGCAUGACCUUAUUAAUGAUAUGGCAAAAGCUGAGUAUGUAAAGUUUUGCCAUAGGCUGGAGGUAGAUGAUCUAAAUAAUUUGACAAAAACGACCCGCCAUGUUUCAUUUUUCAGAAAUAAUUCUGAUACAUCCAAACGAUUUGAAGUUAUAUACCAGGCUGAUAAAUUGCGCACAUUCUUGCCUCUACCCAUGCAAGGUCAUAGAAGUACGAGUUAUACCUCUAUCCUUCACUUUAUGUCGAGCAAGGUUAUUCACAAUUUGCCAUCCAAGUUUGUCUACAUGCGAGUUUUAUCUCUAUGCAAUCAUUUCAUCAUGCAGUUGCCUGAAUCAGUAGGAAAUCUCAAACAUCUACGUUAUUUGGACUUAUCAGGAACUAAAAUAAGAAAAUUGCCUGAUUCAAUAUGUCAACUUCAUCAUUUGCAAACACUAAAGUUGCGGCGUUGUCGUCUUUUGGAAAAAUUGCCAAUGGAUUUUCAUAAACUUAUGAAUCUGCGUCACCUUGAUUUCCGUGAAACUCAGGUAAGAGAGAUGCCGAAGCAAUUGGAUACAUUGAAAAAUCUUCAAGUUCUGUCACCAUUUAUUAUAGACAAAUCUGGAGAGACCAACAUCAAACAUUUAGAAGGACUUAAUCUUCAUGGAUCAGUUUCCAUCUUGGAAUUGCAAAAUGUAGUUUCUCCCUCACGUGCUUUAGCAGUCAAUUUGAGAAGCAAGAUACACCUUAAGGAGUUAACAUUAGAAUGGUGCAUAGACAAUGAAAAAUCACUACAUGACAAGGAUGUGCUGGAGAACUUCCAACCUCAUAAAAAUUUAAAAAAGCUAUCAAUUGGCAAUUAUGGUGGUAUCGGGUUUCCAAAUUGGCUUGCGGAUCAUUCAUUGUCCAAUAUAGUGUCCCUAGAACUAAGGAAUUGCAAAUACUGUAUAUCCUUGCCAUCACUUGGCCUCUUUCCAUCUCUCAAGUCAUUGUCAAUUAUAGGGUUUCAUAGUAUAGCAGCUAUUGGUCCAGAAUUUUGUGGAAAUAGCUCUAAUGCUUCAUCCCUAGAAAUCUUGAGGUUUGGAGAUAUGAAGGGCUGGGAAGAAUGGAAAUGUGAAAUUUUGUCUCUUACUUUCCCUCAUCUUCAAGAGUUGAGUAUAAAAAAUUGUCCCAAAUUGAAAGGGCAACUUCCUCAACAACUUCCUUCCUUAAGGAUUCUAGUAAUUUCCAAUUGUGGGAAGCUUUUGUCAUCAAUUCCAUUUGCUCCAUGUCUUGAUAAGUUGGUUCUAAGAGAUUGCGGAAAUGAGCAGUUGGAAAGUCUUCCAUCAACUCUAAAGUUCCUUGACAUUUCUGGACACUUCGAAAAAUUAUUAGCAGGUGACAAAAUUGAGAAUAUCAUUACCAGUUGUAGUCUUGAAGAGUUGAAGUUUUCCAAUUGUCCUCACCUACAAUUUCCGUUAUGCAAUUGUCAUAACUUCAUUCUUGAAAUGGAGAUAAGAGGAAGCUGUGACUCUUUGAAAUCUUUUCCACUAGGUUUAUUCCCAAAGCUUCAAUCUUUGAAGUUGAUUGACUGUAAUAAUCUUGAAAUGAUAUCUGUUUCACAGGGGCAUCAUUUUUCUCUUACAAGCUUUUACAUACGAAGGUGUCCUAGAUUUGCAUAUUUUCCUGAAGGAGGGUUUUCGGCUCCCAAUCUAGAAUUUUGUUGCAUUGAAGAAUUGAAGAAUUUGAAAUCGCUCCCAGAGAAUAUGCACAUUCUCUUUCCCUCCCUCUCAUAUCUGUUAAUAAAAUGCUGCCCACAAGUGGAAUCAUUUCCAGAGGGAGGUUUCCCAUCAAAUCUCAAAUAUCUUGAUGUCUUGGAAUGCUCGAAACUCAUAGCCUCUCGAAUGGGAUGGCAUCUGAGUAGCCUUACUUCACUAGUAUACUUUGGGAUUGGUGAUGCAGAUGAUGAGUCUCUUCCUAAUAUUGGACUACUUCCGCCAACUAUUAAUUCCCUUGUGUUCUAUAACUGCUCAAAUCUUAGAUCUUUGCAACACAAAGGUCUUUGUCACUUAUCCUCUUUGGAAGUCUUGGGGUUUUUUGGCUGUCCUGAGCUCCAAUACUUUCCAAAGGAGGGUUUGCCUAGUUCCCUUUGUAGACUAUGGAUUAUGGGCUGUCCCUUGCUCAAAAAGCGGAUCCAAAAACAAAAAGGAAAAUUUUGGGCAAAGAUUUCUCAAAUUCCUUUUGUUAGCAUUGAGGAUGAUGUGGUAUCUUUAAGUGAGCUUCUCACUCAUGAGGGCAUCAGUUUUCCUACUAUCCAUUCACUCAUUAGAUGAGACAAGCAAGUUUAGUGGUGGAACAACUCCAAAGUCCAGAGCCUGAUCAGACCAAACUCUAGUGUGUAGAGCAGGUUUUUAUUCAGGUUACAAUGAUUUUUACUUGCUGAUUACCCACUGUACUUCAAACCCACUGUAUCAUAAAAGAAUGCCUAACACAGCUUUUUAGAUGGUCAUAUUAACAUACCAUUGUCUGAAAGUGAACAUUUGAUGAGUAUAUCAACUACAAAUUGUACCAGCUUUACAAAGGUUACCUCUUUUUCCCUUUUACUCUUAGCAUCAGGAGCAAGAUGUCACAUCCAACUGCUCAAUGCUCAUUCAUAAGUACAACUCCCAUGAAAUUGAUUGCCAAGAAGAAGGUGUGCUUCAAUGCCUGUUGAAACCCUUUCUUCUUCACAUUCUGAGUUUCUAUCACUCUUGCAGUACAUGUUCUUUUAAAAGUUGAGUUUUUGAGUAGAUAUUGUAAACAAUAACUUCCCUUCGUUCUUGAGAAAAAAAUCUAGCUGUUUGGGGUUGCAUUAGGAUGUUGAGGCCUUAAUAGCAUUGCUGCUGCAGAUAGUGUUCUGGUGUCAUGAUUAGGGAUUGUAAAAACUUGAUUGCCUUCUUCAUUAAGCUGUGGUUACUUACCGUGGAUAAAGGUUCUCUUGUUUUGUACUUGAGAAGUAGAUAUGAGACUUUGAAAAUUGUUCCAAGAUUGUUGCAUGGUGUAUGAUUUUCUUACCU